UGCUUUGCUAAAUAUAAUUUAUUGCAACUAUAACUUCUCUCCCCGAAACCUCAAAUUUCUGAAAAAACGGGAGACUCUCCUCCACAAUUUCUUCAAAACCAAUUAUUGCCACUAUAACGACUGAAAGUAAAUCGUUUAGAACGUUCGCAAGCUCGAGUCGAAGCAUCUGCAAAUAUAAUGAAAGAAGAGCCAGUCACCAAACCGCAUUAAAUAGUUCAACGCAUCGACAGUUUUUGUUUUUGCGUUUUUUUUUUUUCAAUUAGCGGCAGCAGUUGCUGUUAUUAUUGUCUGAGAAUGCAGUGAAAAAGAAUGAUUCUUGUUUUCGUUUUUGAGGGGUUAGAUUUGAAGCCCUAGAGGAAGUUUGUGCUGAAAACCCUGAUCGGAAACCCUAGGGGGAAGGAGUUUUUUUUCCUCUUUCUUUUUCAUUUUGAAUUAACGAGGGUUGUUAAGAAUUUUUUGAUGUUUGAUACCCUGAGGGACUGCGGGAGCCGCUGUAAGUCGAAAUGGGUGCCAGCCGAAAACUCCAGGGCGAGAUCGAUAGAGUAUUGAAAAAAGUGCAGGAAGGCGUCGACGUUUUUGACAGUAUUUGGAAUAAGGUGUAUGAUACGGAAAAUGCAAAUCAGAAGGAGAAAUUUGAGGCAGAUCUGAAGAAGGAAAUUAAGAAGUUGCAAAGAUAUAGAGACCAGAUUAAGACAUGGAUACAGUCAAGUGAAAUUAAGGACAAAAAGGUUAGUGCGUCUUAUGAGCAGGCUCUGCUAGACGCACGCAAACUUAUUGAGCGUGAAAUGGAACGGUUUAAGAUUUGUGAAAAAGAAACAAAAACAAAGGCAUUCUCAAAAGAAGGCUUAGGUCAACAACCAAAAACUGACCCAAGAGAAAAAGCAAAGUCAGAGACAAGAGAUUGGCUGAACACCAUGGUUGGUGACUUAGAAUCACAAAUUGAUGUUUUUGAAGCUGACAUUGAGGGUCUCUCAGUGAGAAAGGGAAAGGCUCGACCUCCAAGAUUGACACAUUUAGAAGAGUCUAUUACACGGCAUAAGGCUCAUAUUAUGAAGCUAGAACUUAUUUUGAGACUUUUGGAUAAUGAUGAAUUGAGCCCUGAACAAGUAAAUGAUGUGAGAGACUUUGUGGAAGACUAUGUGGAGCGUAAUCAGGAUGAUUUUGAAGACUUUGCAGAUGUAGAUGAACUUUACAGCUCAUUGCCAUUAGAUAAGGUUGAGGGAUUGGAAGAUUUAGUUUUAAAUGUUCCUCCUUCAGUUGUUCUCAAGGAAAAGGCUGUCAUUACUCCUCCUACAGUUGUUCCAUCAGUGAAUGGUACAUCUUUGAAGGUUUCUCUUGCCACAUCUGCACCUCAAGGAACUAGUUUGUCCAGUCCUGUGACUCAGCAAGGAAAUACUAGUCAUGAACAAGCUGAUGAUACAACUUCCCAAGAAAGUAUUUCUGAUGUAAGGCCUCGAACGCCACCAUCCUCAACAGUUGCUAAUGCAGGAGGAUCGGUCUCAUCAGCAGCUUCUUCUGUAACUGCAUUGGGACCAAAUGUUGGAUUGAAUCCAGUGUUGGGUGUUGGAAGCACUACACUUACUCGUAGUUUGGGUAGUGCAAGUGCUUCUGCGUUACUUACAGGAACAGGGUCAAAUAGAAGUGCUGCAGAAACAACUACUGCUAUUCCAUCAUCCCCUAUUGGUCUAGUUACUUCAGCAAAAGAAGAUGAUGGCAGUACCUUCUCUAGCCGUAGAAUAACAUCGGAGGUAGGAUUAACAAGGGGAGUGGGCCGGGGUUCUGUUGUGAGUGGAGUUGGAACUGCUACAACAACUUUAGUGCCACUCAAUUUAAGUGGAACUGCUCAUUCAGGAAGUGGAAUUGUUCCUGAUGUGGCAAAGAGAACAGGUCUGACAGGAGAUGAUAGGGUUGGAAGCAGUGGCCUUGCACAACAGCUUGUGUCCCCCUUGACAGGACAGAGUAGAGUAUAUCUACAACAAGUUGCCAAGAUUCCUGAUGGCACCAUGGCAAACGAUGCAAACAGUGUUUCAGAGGGUGGCCUAAUAGGUACACGAAUAUUUAGUCCUUCUUCUGGUGGUCAGUGGAGGCCCCCUAGUCAGACAGAAAUGGGUCAGUUUCGUGGAAGGGCUGAGAUUGCACCAGAUCAAAGGGAGAAUUAUCUUCAGCGCCUUCAGCAGGUUCAGCAGCAAGGACACAAUCCAGGUCUCUUGGGAGCUCAAUUAUCUCAUUUAGCAGUGGCCAACCAAAAGCAAUUUUCGUCUCAGCAACAAUCUGCACUUUUGCAGCAGGCACAGUUGCAGUUAUUACAGCAACAACAUCAACAACAAGGCCCGUUACUUCAAAAUUCUCAAAGCCCUUCCCUUCAGCAGCAACAAGUUGGAUUAGGUCUUGGGUUGCAGUCACAAUCCAUUUCAGCUGCAAACACUGUAUCUCAACACCAGCAAGUGCAAUCGUCUGCUGCACAAGUUCUAACAGCAACUUUGACAUCAAAAGAAAAUGAUGUUUCAUCUACCAAGGUGGAGAGUCAACAACUUCAGCCACCGCCACAGCAGCAGCAGAAAUCAGUGGAAGAUUCACAUGAAGCACCAACAGUCAAUGCUGGUGGAUAUGGGAGGAGUUUUACAAGCGAAGACGACCUAAAGAAUUCUUAUACAUUUGAUGUGCCUGUUGCGGGGCCUGGUUCUUUGGCAGAGUUUAGUCAACUUUCAAGAGAUGCAGAUCUGACUCCAGUACAACCUGUGCAGCCUUCGCUUGGUCAUGGUGUUAUAGGACGGAGAAGCAAUUCUGACCUUGGUGCUAUUGGUGAUAAUUUGGUUGGUUCAAUUGGUAAUUCUGGAGGAGCACAUGAUCACAUUUACAAUCUCCAGAUGCUCGAUGCGGCAUACCACAAGCUUCCUCAAACAAAAGAUUCAGAACGCUUGAGGAGUUAUGUGCCAAGACAUGCUGCAGUAACACCUGCAAGCUAUCCUCAAGUUCAAUUGCCUAUAUUUGAAAAUCCUGCCUUUUGGGAGCACUUGGACACGGAUGCUCUCUUUUUUGCUUUUUACUACCAGCAGACACAUUCUGGCUUGAAAACAUGGCAGAAUACGUAUCAGCAAUACUUAGCAGCAAGAGAAUUGAAGAAACAGUCAUGGAGGUACCAUAGGAAAUAUAAUACAUGGUUCCAGAGACACGAGGAACCAAAAGUUACAACAGAUGAAUAUGAACAGGGCACGUAUGUGUACUUUGACUUCAACAUACUGCAUGAUGACUACCAACAUGGCUGGUGUCAGAGAAUAAAGACAGAAUUCACAUUUGAGUAUGCAUAUCUUGAAGAUGAGCUUGUUGUAUAAUUUGUAUCACUAUGCUUGUGCAUACGUUUAUUAAUGAUGCUUCCUUUAGCUCUGUCUCUAUUUGCCAAGCGACAUUCUUUGGAGCAUGUCUUUGUUGAGGAGAUGCUCAUUUAUUUGAUAUCAGUUUGAAGAAAAGGAACUUCUUUGUGUUUAACGAUGAUAACUCUUUGAGAAAAGUGAUCAUCAAUGAGUCCAUGUAAAAUGGUGCCUUCUUAAUCUCCUUUGCUUUAAACCUAUAAGAUAGUUGCUUAUUCUUUUUUC
Messenger RNA from Cryptomeria japonica (Japanese cedar), 3593 nucleotides. RefSeq lists its product as uncharacterized. Gene Ontology annotation, biological process: regulation of DNA-templated transcription; nuclear-transcribed mRNA poly(A) tail shortening. The transcript is spliced from 16 exons. Bases 504 to 3332 code for a protein of 942 amino acids. The record is from RefSeq and is a predicted model, not a curated record. NCBI's taxonomy places the organism in Eukaryota, Viridiplantae, Streptophyta, Pinopsida, Cupressales, Cupressaceae. Gene Ontology annotation, cellular component: P-body; CCR4-NOT core complex; nucleus.